CACCACAUUCAUCGCCCCAUCCGCACCCCACACGCACCAUGGCCGCCAUACCCACGUCGCUCUUCCGUUGGGUCGUCCCCGCCGCCAUUGGCGCUUCGGUUGUCCAGUCCUCCCUCUACGAUGUCAAGGGAGGAACGCGGGCCGUCAUCUUCGACCGACUCUCCGGAGUGAAGGAGCAGGUUGUGAACGAGGGCACACAUUUCCUUGUCCCAUGGCUACAGAAGGCCAUUGUCUUCGAUGUGCGGACAAGACCCAGGAACAUCAGCACAACGACGGGCAGCAAGGAUUUGCAGAUGGUCACGCUUACGUUGAGAGUGUUGCAUCGGCCGGAGGUCAAGCAGUUGCCUAAGAUUUACCAGAACCUCGGCCUCGACUACGACGAGCGCGUCCUCCCCUCCAUCGGUAACGAAGUACUCAAAGCCAUCGUCGCACAGUUCGACGCUGCGGAACUCAUCACCCAGCGUGAAGCUGUGUCGAAUCGCAUCCGCAACGACCUGCUCAAGCGCGCCAAUGAAUUCAACAUUGCCCUCGAAGAUGUCUCAAUCACACACAUGACCUUUGGCAAGGAGUUCACCAAGGCCGUCGAGGAGAAGCAGAUUGCGCAGCAGGAAGCCGAGCGCGCGAGAUUCAUCGUCGAGAAGGCGGAGCAGGAGCGACAAGCGAACGUCAUCCGCGCCGAGGGAGAGGCGGAGGCUGCGGAUACCAUCUCCAAGGCAGUAGCAAAGAGUGGUGAUGGACUUGUGUUGAUCAGGCGGAUCGAGACGCAGAAGGAUAUCGCGCAGAUGCUCAGCCGGAAUCCGAAUGUGAGUUACCUGCCUGGCGGGUCGGGCGGCGAGGGUGGAAAGAGCGGAGGUAACUUCUUGCUUGGCCUGAGGAGCUAGGUGGUGACGAAAAUGUGGCAAAAAAGACGGAAAGACGAGAGAGCUUGAAGGAAUGAUUAUUGCAAGGGAAAAUGCAUGGUCCGCGGUUACUGGCGCAUGAUUGCUGUACUAUAUACUCAACCUGCGGGCAUGAAAUACUUCUCUGUAAACGUAGGGAACUAGUCUCCUCUUAUUGUCGCUUCCUUCUUCUGUGAUAUCCCUCCAGGUC
Molecule: messenger RNA, 1089 nt
Organism: Cucurbitaria berberidis CBS 394.84
Lineage: Eukaryota; Fungi; Ascomycota; Dothideomycetes; Pleosporales; Cucurbitariaceae
Product: protein elicitor peat 2
Exons: 2
Coding region: 39-881 (280 amino acids)
Biological process (GO): mitochondrion organization
Cellular component (GO): mitochondrion; membrane
Source: RefSeq, a predicted model, not a curated record